GAGAAGGUGAAGUUCACGCGAUUUCAUAACUCCUCUGUGCCUCGCCUCACGGUCAAACUUGCUUUAUAAUUGCCCAGCAUUUUGCUUCCUUGUGGUGUGAAAAAUUGAUUUUCUCGUCCCGGAUUUGUGCAGCAACAGCAAUGUAUUCAACGCUCAAGACACAAUCUCGCGAUACUAUGCGUGUGGUUGAUUUGAGAUCAGACACGCUCACGACACCAACGCCAGAGAUGCGUCGCGCAAUGAUGGAUGCUGAAGUGGGUGACGAUGUGUACGGAGAGGAUCCUACACUGAUUGCAUUGGAGGAGCGGGCAGCUCGUGAAUUGGGAAAAGAAGCUGGGCUAUUUGUCAUUAGUGGCACUAUGGGAAAUCUCCUUGCGAUCAUGGUGCACUGCAAUGGACGUGGAGAGGAAGCAAUUGUGGGCAAUAUGUCCCAUACAUUUCUCUAUGAGCAGGGAGGAGCAGCUCAACUGGCUGGUGUUCAGCUGUCUAUUUUACCCAAUUUACCCGAUGGCACAUUUAGUCUUGACCUUUUACGCAAGAGCAUCCGGAGCUAUGACGAUCAUGAACCGAUUACACGCUUGGUGGUAAUUGAAAAUACGCACAAUCUCUGUGGUGGGAAAGUCGUACCACUCAAUUGGAUCCAAGAAGUUAAGGGAAUUUGCAAGGAGAAUAAUAUCCUAAUGCAUAUGGAUGGUGCAAGGGUCUUCAAUGCAGCUGCAUACUUGAAAGUUCCAGUUAAGGAAAUCACCAAAUAUUUUGAUUCCGUUACAUUUUGCCUCAGUAAGGGGCUUUCUUGUCCAGUUGGAUCUAUUCUUGUUGGCACCAAGGAGUUCAUCGCACGUGCCAGGAGGUUGAGAAAAGCUCUCGGUGGGGGAAUUCGACAAGGAGGCAUUUUAGCAGCUGCUGGACUUGUUUCUCUUGAUACCAUUGUCCCCAUCUUGGAUGCUGAUCAUCGUAGAACAAAAAUGAUUGCUGAUGCUAUCAAUAAACUUCAGAGCCCCAACUUUAAGGUAGACAUUGAGAAUGUGCAAACGAACAUUCUUAUGGUGCAAUUGAUUGAGAUUGACCUGAAAGCACCGGAAUUUGUGAAGCGUCUCCAGGAAGUGAAGGAAGAGGAAAUUGCUGCAAAUGUGACGGAUAGAGACGGAAAGGGGAUUGUCGUAAAGAUCAGUGCACGCGAUUGGGGAUUCUGUCGACUUGUUGUCUAUACUCAAAUCACCGAUGAAGAUGUUGAGCUUGCCAUCAAGAAGAUUGCUUUUGUUAUUCGUGAAUUUGAGAAGAAUAAAUGCAAAUAGAACACUUUUUUUUCCUUUCAAAUAAAA
Lutzomyia longipalpis is the source of this 1322-nucleotide messenger RNA. Its product is annotated as L-allo-threonine aldolase. Gene Ontology annotation, molecular function: L-allo-threonine aldolase activity. The transcript is spliced from 3 exons. Gene Ontology annotation, biological process: L-threonine catabolic process; glycine biosynthetic process. The record is from RefSeq and is a predicted model, not a curated record. Gene Ontology annotation, cellular component: cytosol. Bases 141 to 1295 code for a protein of 384 amino acids. NCBI's taxonomy places the organism in Eukaryota, Metazoa, Arthropoda, Insecta, Diptera, Psychodidae.